Molecule: messenger RNA, 1334 nt
Organism: Hevea brasiliensis (rubber tree)
Lineage: Eukaryota; Viridiplantae; Streptophyta; Magnoliopsida; Malpighiales; Euphorbiaceae
Product: protein SHI RELATED SEQUENCE 1-like
Exons: 2
Coding region: 452-1066 (204 amino acids)
Biological process (GO): positive regulation of DNA-templated transcription
Cellular component (GO): nucleus
Molecular function (GO): DNA binding; DNA-binding transcription factor activity
Source: RefSeq, a predicted model, not a curated record
CUUCUUUAUUUAGUUAUUUAUUCAUUUCUUUAUAAUUUUAUUUGUUGAUGCUGUCCUUGUAGAAAGACUGAGUAUGUGGGAUGCAUUUGAAUACUUGAACUCAAGUUGCUUCUAUGGCGGCUACAGUUCUGUAGUUCUUAACGCUUUCUUGAUUUAAUUUAUAACAGGAAGAAAUCUCCAGCUUUAUUUAAUUUGCAGAGUUUUUCCAAAAGUUGUGAACUUGAAGAACAAACCCAAAACAAGACUUAGCACACCAACAUCCAAAAAAGAAAAAAGAAAUCACCUAGUUAGCUGCUGAAGAAACCCCUGUUAAUAUCUGGGUUGCAGCUGUGACAAAAAGGAGAAGUAGAAGACAGAAAGAGAGGUGGAAAAAAGAGAAGCUGUGCAAGCUAAGAAAAGGAGAGAAAUGAAUUGUGAGGAUGGAAGAACUGUGUUGGGUUCAUGAUGAGUAAUGAUAAUGAUGAGACAAGGAGGUUUAGGUGGCUCAAGAUGUCAAGACUGUGGAAACCAGGCCAAGAAAGACUGUAUUUACUUGAGGUGCAGAACUUGUUGUAAAAGUAAAGGGUUUCAGUGCCAAACACACGUCAAAAGCACCUGGAUUCCUGCUUACAGAAGGCGCCAGAGGCCUCAAAAUCUUUGUUCUUCUGCUGCUGCUCUUGCUAUUCAACAACAGCACCCUCAAAGACAGAACCCUAAAAGGCUUAGAGAAAAUCCCUUGACAGGUAUAGAAGUGGGGAAUUUUCCUGCCCAAGUGAACUCCAUAGCUACAUUUCGUUGCUUUCGUGUGAGUUCCAUUGAUGAAGCAGAAGAUCAGUUUGCAUAUCAGACGAGUGUGAGUAUAGAAGGGCAUAUUUUCAAGGGCAUUCUCUAUGACCAAGGUCCUGAAGAAAGCUCCUUCAGCCACCUGCAAGACCCUAAUCUCACAAAUGCUGGUGCCCUAACCAAUUCAACUGCUUUAGCUCCAACCUCUUCAUCAGUUGCUGCAGAUUCACUUGGUCCUUCAUACCCAUUUCCCCUUAAUGCUUUCAUGUCCGGUACGCAACUUUUCUUCCACCCAAAAUCAUAGGACUCGUUUGGUUUCAUCGCUACAAUUGGAGCCCCCAAAAAAAAUCUGAAAUUCAAUAAAAAAAAUCAGUUGUUUUUUUUUUUUUUCUUUAUUGUCAAUUUGAUUCGAUUAUGCAAGGAAAUUCCCAUCUUCCCUUUAUCGCCGUAGCUAUAUAUAUCUACGUUAUUAUUAGUGGUCUUUGAACUGGAAAAUGAAUAAGGGAGAUCAUGAUCAUCAUGUUCAUUAAUCGUUCAAAUUUCAAUUAUAAUACAUAUAUUUUGAUGAUCAA